UCCUCCAACUAUAGUGUGUUCUGGUCUUGGAGCCAGAGGAAAAGUGGAGGGGAGCGGAAUCUAGGGGCAGAUUGAUUUUCUCGGGGGCAGUAACUGGCCAGAGGGGCUUUAAGGGACUUCAAAGGCAGGAUUGGAAAAACUUGCCUGGAAAUCGGAAUGUUUUACUCCUAAUGUUGAUUUGCCGUUUGCCUCUUCCACAUAUAAACCCCGUUUAGUAAGUUUGUAACACUUUAAUGUGCAAUGGCUGAGCCGCUGAGUUUCAUGCAUCAUGAUCAGGGCUCCAGCAGCGAGCGGAGUGACGACUCACCGUCUGCCGUGUCUGAGGAUGACUCUAGCGGCCACUGCGGCCACAUCUCCCCGCCUGACCCAGGCUGGACCGAGGAAAGGUUUCGAGUUGACCGCAAGAAACUAGAAACUAUGUUACUGGCGGCCAGUGAGGGGAGGAUAAAUGGAGGAGAGGAUUAUUUUCAGAAGGUCAUGGAUGAAACCAACACUCAGAUUGCCUGGCCUUCCAAACUGAAGAUUGGAGCAAAGUCCAAGAAAGAUCCACAUAUUAAGGUCAGCGGAAAAAGGGAAGAUGUGCGAGAGGCAAAAGAGAAAAUAAUGUCCGUUCUUGACACAAAGAGUAAUCGUGUGACCAUGAAGAUGGAUGUAUCGCACACCGAGCACUCGCAUGUUAUUGGGAAAGGAGGGAAUAACAUCAAACGAGUGAUGGAAGAGACUGGUUGUCACAUACACUUCCCUGACUCCAACAGACACAGCCAGGGGGAGAAGAGCAACCAGGUGUCAAUAGCGGGGCAGCUGACUGGUGUAGAAGCAGCGAGAGUUAAAAUACGGGAGCUGUUGCCGUUGAUGCUGAUGUUUGAAUGCAGUGGUUUGGUGCAGCAUGUGGACUGUAGCUCUCCUGUAGUUCAGCAUAUUUCCCACACUUACAGCAUCUCCAUCUCCUUCAAACCUCCCUCUCGUCUCUAUGGCAACACCACCAUCGUUCGUGGCAACCAGAACAAUGCCAGUGGCGUUAAGCUGACAUCUUAUCUUUUUCUACCCACCAUUAGAGUAGGGUCUUUGGCCAGCUCAGUGCUGGUCAGCACACAACUGGACAUCGCACCCCAGCACCACAACUUCCUUCUGGGCCGCAACGGAGCCAACGUCAAGAAUAUCUCCCAGCACACUGGAGCCCACAUACACUUCCCCGAGCUCAACACUCACAACACACACACUAGCCGCUCUGUCGUCUACAUACAGGGCAGCAUUGACGCUGUAUGUGUGGCUAGACAGCAGCUAAUGGGCUGUCUGCCGUUGGUGUUGCUGUUUGACAUUAAGGAGGAGAUGGAGGUGGCAUCUCAGGUCGUCACUACCCUUAUGGAGCAGCUGGACGUCUUCAUCAGUAUUAAACCGAAACCGAAACAACCCAGCAAGUCUGUGAUAGUAAAGAGCGUGGAAAGGAAUGCUGGGAGUAUGUAUGAGGUACGCAGGAUCCUGUUGGGGCUGGAGUCCAGCUGUGUGCCUCCUCCUAUCAACCAUGUGGCUGUUAACGGACAUGCUCCUGCCUCCCCUCCCCUGCCUGGCUCCAUUGGACUGGACACCCUAGCUUCAGCCGGACUGAGGCUAAGCACUCUGGAUGGUCUUCUAAGGUCAUCUGUCAGCUCCAUUCCUAAUGGCUCCCCGAACCCAAACUGUGUUUUUAAUGGGCACGGCUCUGUGUUAAAGAUUCAGAACGGAGCAGUGAACAACUCACAGCACAUUCAUACACCCUCACAUACACAUUCACAUGCUCCUGGUCACACAGCUUCACUUUGGGCCAGUGCACUCAGUUCAUCAGCUAACACAGCAGGGUUUUCCACAGACCUCAUGUUGCAGUCAGUGUCUCAGUCGACUCUCAGUGGUCUUCUGCUCUCUGGGGUCCAGAGUCAAGCACACGCUCACACACCGUCCCCUCCACCUGGACUCGUACCAAUACACAAACCAGCCAAUGCAGAACAUCUCAAUGGACAUCUCGCCAGUUCUGUGUACAGUCGAAUCUCCUCUGUAUCACUGAACUCUGCCCACUGUGACACAACCCAGGAAGUCAUUGGACACACCCAAUUAGAAUCCAUUUCCAAUAAAUCUACAGAUGAAGGCUCAGAUACGUUUGUUGAAGUGGGCAUGCCCAGAAGCCCAUCUCACUCAGCUAAUGGGAUUGAGCUGAAGCAGAUGCUGGCCUCGUCAGGGAAACGACAAACAGUGGAACUUCUGCAGAGAACCAAGAACUCACUUCUUCAUGUUGAGUGUGUGUUGGCCAAUUCUGAUUGUGAGAAUCUAGUGACUGACAAAAGAGCUCCAGGAAGUGAGAGAGCUGCAGAAAGACGACUUGCACCACAUAUGCAGGCUUCUGACUAUGAGAAAAAGAAGCUACUGGCCACUAAAGCCAUGCUGAAGAAACCGGUUGUGACAGAGAUUCGGACCCCCACAAAUACCUGGAGCGGAUUGGGCUUCUCUAAAUCAAUGCCCAACUAA
Sinocyclocheilus grahami is the source of this 2496-nucleotide messenger RNA. RefSeq names its product protein bicaudal C homolog 1-B-like. Gene Ontology annotation, molecular function: RNA binding. The record is from RefSeq and is a predicted model, not a curated record. The transcript is spliced from 17 exons. The coding region runs from base 241 to 2496 and encodes 751 amino acids. Lineage: Eukaryota; Metazoa; Chordata; Actinopteri; Cypriniformes; Cyprinidae. Gene Ontology annotation, cellular component: cytoplasm.